Molecule: messenger RNA, 1425 nt
Organism: Phyllopteryx taeniolatus (common seadragon)
Lineage: Eukaryota; Metazoa; Chordata; Actinopteri; Syngnathiformes; Syngnathidae
Gene: lrpap1
Product: low density lipoprotein receptor-related protein associated protein 1
Exons: 8
Coding region: 112-1158 (348 amino acids)
Biological process (GO): negative regulation of receptor internalization; negative regulation of very-low-density lipoprotein particle clearance
Cellular component (GO): endomembrane system; plasma membrane; rough endoplasmic reticulum lumen
Molecular function (GO): receptor antagonist activity; very-low-density lipoprotein particle receptor binding; lipase binding
Source: RefSeq, a predicted model, not a curated record
GUCAUGUGUCUUACGGUACUCAAUCACAACAACAGUGUCCAACUGUCAGACUAUUUAGGCUAGUCUGUCCUUUUUAGUUAUAUUUUAGGCACCCGGUGUUUAAUAUUUAAGAUGAAAGAACUGUAUUUACUAGUUGUUGUUUCUCUCGGUGUAGGUGUAAUGGCCGGGAAGUACUCUCGGGAGUCGAACGAGCCUGUUAAAGCCGGCGGCGGGGAUGAGCAGACGGUUGAAUUCAGGAUAUCGAAGUUGAACCAAGCGUGGAACAAGGCCAUACGGAUGGAGUUGUCCCCUGUGAAACAAGCUGAGCUGCACAGUGACCUGAAAAUCCAGGAGAAGGCUGAGCUGCAAUGGAAGAAGUUGAAGCUUGAGGGUCUGGAUGAAAAUGGAGAGAAAGAGGCCCAAAUCCGCCGUAACUUCAAUGUGAUCCUGGCCAAGUAUGGGAUGGAUGGCAAAAGGGACACAAGACCUCUGGAGAGCAACUCUCUUAAGGACCAUGACAUUAAAGAUGGUGACGUUUUUGAAGAUCCCAAGCUGGACAAAUUAUGGAACAAGGCAAAAAGCUCCGGGAAGUUCUCGGAGGAGGAGCUGCUGAGCCUGAAGAGAGAGUUCCAGCACCACAAGGACAAAGUCCACGAGUACAGCAUCCUCAUGGAUACUGUGAGCAGGACAGAGGAGAUCCACAAGAAUGUAAUCUCAUCCCUGGAGGGCGACGGCAAAGAGCAGGAGGUGCAGCAGAAGCACACUGAGCUAAAGCAGAAGAUGAGAGACCUCAACCAAGGCUUUGAGCGCCUCCGUAAACUCAGCCACGAGGGCUUCACCGAGGACAGCGAAUUCCGGGAACCUCGUGUGAUCGAACUGUGGGAGGCUGCCAAGAGAGCAAACAUCAGCAAUGAUGAGCUGGACUCUCUCAAGGAGGAGCUGCAUCACUUUGAGACCAAGGUGGAGAAGCACAGUCACUAUCAGGAGCAGCUGGAUCUUUCCCACCAGAAACUGCAACAUGUGGCGGCUUUAGGAGACAAACAACACAUCAAGAGGAGCCAGGAGAAGUACAACACCCUUGCUGAGAAGACCAGGGAGAUGGGCUACAAGAUGAAGAAACACAUGCAGGACUUGCACAACAAGAUCUCCGCUCAGGGUCUGGCCCACAACGAGUUGUGAGGCCCUCACUCGUGACAACGCCAGUGAAGGAUCAAUGAACUCAACUUAGUCCCGCUUCCCCUCUCAUCCUAACCCAGUUGAGUCACUGUAAAAUAAUCAGUUUAUUUUUUUUCUACCUUAGUCUUGUUGAUUUGUUGUUGAGUUUACAAAUCACUGAACAAUUUGUCCGUUUUAUUUUUUUUGUACUUACAAACCAGCAAAUAUUUUUGGGUAAUACAUGAUCAGAUUUUUUUUUGUGGAAUAAAAUCAAUAAAGUUGAAACACUGA